This is a messenger RNA of Orussus abietinus, 8763 nucleotides long. Its product is annotated as protein grainyhead. The transcript has 12 exons. Gene Ontology annotation, cellular component: nucleus. Gene Ontology annotation, biological process: regulation of transcription by RNA polymerase II. NCBI's taxonomy places the organism in Eukaryota, Metazoa, Arthropoda, Insecta, Hymenoptera, Orussidae. Bases 94 to 2883 code for a protein of 929 amino acids. Gene Ontology annotation, molecular function: DNA-binding transcription activator activity, RNA polymerase II-specific; RNA polymerase II cis-regulatory region sequence-specific DNA binding. The record is from RefSeq and is a predicted model, not a curated record.
GCGCAGUCGCUGCAGAACGCGGCGGUCCAGGGCGAGGCCGCCGACCCGGAGGUGCACAAGCGGGUUGCCGCCGUGCAGGUGCAGGUGCAGGGCAUGGAGGGCGACUGGAGAGCGUACUGCGAGCAUCCCCUGUCGGUGGCGACCGCGGCCAUGCUGAACCUGCAGCAGCAGCACCAGGUCUCCGGAGUCUCCGGCCACGGUGACGACCCGGCCGCCUCCUACGUCUACGAGUACUACAAGCUCCCGGAGAAGGCGGCCGACGUCAAGCUACCCCCCACGCACGAGCUAUGGACCACGGGUGUGAUGGGGCAGAAGCUGCUGGUGCAGGAGGCGCCGGGCCCAGGUCCGGGGCCCGGCUCGGCGAAUCGCAUGGAGGGCGCCGAGGGGACCGGCGGUGGGGAGCUCCACCAAUUCCUCCACCAGUACAACCAGCAGUCCCACAGUCCGGGCCAGAGCCUCCAGGGUGGGCUUCCGCUUCCGCUGAGUCCGCAGUCCCUGCGCCACGACGGCUCGGCCGGCCAGGGCAUCGUCGGGGUCAAAAGGGAGCCCGAGGACCUCAGCUCCUCCCGAGGGGGUCAGCAGUCCAACAAGCGACACAAGCAGACCCAGCCAGACAGCCCGACGCCCCCAGGGAUGUACCACCAUCACCAGCACCAACUUCAGGUGCAGCAGCAAUAUGGAAGCCCCUACGACCCCUACUCGUCGUGCAGUCCGCGACUGCAGUCGACGGCAUACACGUCGACUUCCGGCACUACCGGAGCGAACACGGGGAACCCUGGGUUGCACCAGGAGGCCGCCGCCGCGGCGGUCUACGUCGCCGGCGACGCCCUGCCCCCGCUGGCGUCCUCGGCCUCCUCGUCCCUAUCGACCACCACGGCUUCGUACACGAGGUACGAGGUUGUACCCAGCUCUUAUGCUACGACACACGCGAUUCGCUCCACGUCGAGCAGCAGCAAAGUCUUGACCGUUGAUCUUCCCAGCCCGGACUCCGGCAUCGGCGCCGACGCCGUCACGCCCAGACAGGACCACCAUCCACCCACAGCUCUGCAUCAGUCGUCGUUUGACUACACGGAAUUGUGUCCCGGAGGAACCACGGCGGGCGCCGCGGUGGUCCUCGAGAGUGGCGCCGUCAUCCACCACCAGCCACUGCAGCUGCAGUUGCAGCAGGGCCACGCUCAGGCGCAGGUCCAACGCGGAGGAUUGGUGGCGGCAGGUGCUACCAACCCCAACCCCAAUCCACCAAGGUCAAGGCCAUGGCACGAUUUCGGCCGGCAAAAUGACGCCGACAAGAUCCAGAUAUCAAAAAUCUACUCGGCUUACGGAUUCAAGUAUCACCUGGAGUCGCCGAUAAGCACGUCGCAGCGACGGGAAGACGACAGAAUAACCUACAUCAACAAGGGCCAAUUCUAUGGGAUCACCCUGGACUACGUGCCGGACCCUGACAAGCCACUCUUGAAGACAGGACAGACCGUCAAGAGCGUGGUGAUGCUGAUGUUCCGCGAGGAGAAGAGCCCCGAGGACGAGAUCAAGGCAUGGCAGUUCUGGCACGGCAGGCAGCACUCCGUCAAGCAGAGGAUCCUCGAUGCCGACACGAAGAACAGCGUGGGGCUGGUCGGCUGCAUCGAGGAAGUGGCCCACAACGCCAUCGCAGUUUAUUGGAACCCCCUUGAGUCUUCUGCAAAGAUAAACGUCGCGGUGCAAUGCCUCAGUACAGAUUUCUCGAGCCAGAAAGGGGUGAAGGGUUUGCCCUUGCACAUUCAAGUGGACACGUACGAGGAACCGCCGCCACACACCCACUCGUACACCCCGCCGUCCCACCGUGGUUAUUGCCAGAUAAAGGUCUUCUGCGAUAAGGGAGCGGAGAGGAAAACUCGCGACGAGGAGAGACGAGCGGCGAAGAGGAAGAUGACGGCCACCGGGAGGAAAAAGCUGGACGAGUUGUACCAUUCCGUGACGGAGCGCAGCGAGUUCUACUCGAUGGCUGACCUGCACAAACCGCCGGUCCUGUUCUCGCCCCCGGCCGAGCACGCCAUCGAUAAGUUCUCGACGAUGGAGUUGUCGGGAUUCUACGGAGGUGGCGGCGGCGGUGGCGGAGGUGACACGGACACCUCGUCCCUGAGUAACGGUGAGGGUGGAGGAUUGAAGGCAGGGGGCGGCAGCCCCUACCCCGCGUGCGGCAGACCGAGCCUGCCGGCCCUCAAGUUCCACAAUCACUUUCCGCCCGACAAUCUGAGUUCCCUCCACGACAAGAAGGACUCGUUGCUGAUGCAGGUGCAGGAGCUCCAGGGCUCGGUGCUCCAGGGCGUGCAACCGAGCGGCCUGGCCGCCGGGGCGGUGGUCUCCGGGGUCGGUAACCGGUUGCACCUCCAGCAACAGCAACACCUCAGGGGCGCCGACGCCGAGGAGCGCGUCAUGCUCUACGUUCGCCAGGAAUCCGAGGACGUCUACACGCCCCUCCACGUCACGCCGCCGACGGUCCAAGGACUCCUCAACGCUAUUGAGUCAAAGUACAAAAUUGCAUCCUCGAGUAUUAAUAACCUCUAUCGCAAAAACACAAAGGGAAUUACGGCGAAAAUUGAUGACGACAUGAUCCGGUACUACGUCGACGAGGACCUCUUCUUGUUGGAGGUGAGCCACUCGCACGUGAGCGGCGACCCGAACGCCGACCGCAGCGCCAACCCGGGAUCCCCAGGAGACCCGGAGGACCCGGGCGACCCGCCCAGCGCCGGCUACGACGUCACCCUGAUCGAACUGCCCUCGUCUCCGACGCCCCUAUCUCCCUCGCCGCUCGCAGCGCCAACUAGCGGCCACGGGCACCUCCACGCGCAUGCGCACCCGCAUUCGCACGUGCACGCUCACGUGCACGACAACGGAAACACGUGAGCGUGGCCGGCGACCAGCGCGGGUGUUCCUUGUCAGAGAGCAGGUAAGCGAGAGCCGAGUUGGAGCUCUUCGUCCCCGUCACGGAAGAGACGAGAAAGGAGCAGGGCGGAUUUCAAGAACGCGCCAUCUCUGGAGCCGCCUCCGAACUAACAGGAGAGGAAAACGCGCCGCCAUGUUUGCUCGUCUCCGUGAGACCGGAAGUCGACGAGAUAAACGUUCUACAGCGCUCUGAGGGGAUCUCGCGAGAAGUGCGACACGGUCGGCUCAGGACAUUAAGGGAAGGCAUGCGAAAGAAUGCAGAAUGUUUUAUUAAAAACCACGAAUUCUUGCGCGUUCAAGCGGUUGAGCGUUAAACAUCGAAUGCGCCGGAUUUCGAGCCUGACGUGCAACUUCUGCAAGGGAGUAUUCCUGAGUAUCGUUAAAGGGAGCUGACUAUGCUGAACCUUGUAUCAAUUUGACGAGGACUGCUUAAGUUGGGAAAAAAAUUCAAAUUUCAACGUCCGCCCAUUGGCGAGGUGAAAAUAAUUCUAACUGGCGCCGCAUCGGGGCGCUAGUUGACUGACUUAGACAGGCUGCGCUGCAGCUUUCUUCCGAAACGGGUUGAAAUGCCUUAAAUGAUUAAUGAUAACGAGGUAAUUAUUUUAAACGCUCCUAGGCAUGUGCGGAACUUUGCGGGAAUACAUCCGCGCGGUUUCUUUCUUUUUUUUUUUUUACGCAACGUUUAACGCGGGAGGCGAUGUUACAAUCGAAGAUGCAAUUUUCGCUUAUAUAUUGUACAUUUUGCGAGGCGCGGACUUGGUUAUCUAAGGAUAACGAGGGAAACUACGUAAGUGUUAGUGAAAACGGAGCGAAAUAACGAAAGAGAGAAGAGAGAUACGUCCGAACGUUAAUGAGUAUGCAAUGUGGGGACUGGAGGCGAGGAAUUCCCUACUCGGGCACGAUAACUUAAGUAAAUCAAUCAAAAUUGAUUUAAGGACUUUUUAUAAUUAUAAUAAGUGUACGUAUGACGUAUGUAUAUUGUCGCGCCGCUUUCGCGGGGUUUUAUUGAAUUUUUGUAUAGCGUGCGAGAGUGAGUGUAUGCGUACGAAGAGUAAACGGAGAAAGGUGUAUAGCUUAUAAAAAGGCGCGUCUGCUUAACUGCAGCGCAUACCUUAUCAGCAUAGUGACCAGUGGAUAAAGGCGUUACGUUUCGUCACGUAACGUCCGAGCAAACGGAUCCUCUGCGAUUCAUAUUCUGCCAUACCGUUAGUCGCAUCCACCCCGAGUUAUAUAUAUACCCUUUACUAUUACGUAAACGAGCUAGGUACAUAGAUCUACGAACCACAUCGGCCAAGUACUUACGAUAUAUAUCCUUAGCCUAGCCGGCGUGGUUAAACCGUAUCUUCGCGACUCAUACGAAAAUCGCUUAUCAUAUCGUCCCGUAGCUACCCAUUGUUUUCUCCUUUAUCUUUUUUAUUUUCUUCUUAUUUCCGUUCCUUCAGACUCAUCGGUUCUAACUUAAGAUGCGCGCGCACAGUCACGCACCGUUCUCGGGCGGGAGUUUAAUAAGUUCCUCGCCUUUCCAACGUUGCGGCCGCCUGGAGAACGUUAUCACUAAUAACGUCCACAUCGGAUUAAACGAAAGAAUGGUCCCCGCCUUCCGACCUCAUUUUAUGAUCCACCGGUAGAAGAAAAACUCGCGAAUGAUAGCGCAGAUUAAAUGAGAAACUUAAAGAUUGACCUUCACCAGGCGCUCGUCUUGGUAGCGGUAUAGUUAACGCGUGGAAAGCAGAGGAACGACAUUUUCUAAGUCUUAAGACUAAGGUAAUUCAGCGUAAGUCCGUUUCAUUGCUCAUAUCUCGUAACUAAUCCGUCGUGCUCCAUUGUCGACUGCCGGCACGAAAUACUUAUAGGUGCGAUCCCCGCGAUAAUCGUCGAGCGAAUGCAAUUAACGUCACCUAGCGUAACGGAAAAUGGCGUCGCCUCGUCGAGGACAAGGCUGCGAAACGUAGAAACGUAAGAAGCGUGGGAGGGAGAGAAUGAGAGAGAACGAGUGAGAAAAUGUACGAACGCGACCGAGAGAGCGUGUAAAAAAAAAGUAACUGAAGCCUUCGAUGGAGCACGCAUUCCGAUGUACUUUUUGUGUUAUUUUUUUUUUUUCUUUCUUUUUUUAGUUCUUCCUUCAAUCGACGCGUCUUGGUUCAAUCGGUCGAUGCGAGCGACCGACGAGACUCGCCUCGUUUAUUGCCGAGGGUUUGCGAAAGCCUUACGACGACCGCACUUGUUAUUAGGACACUAGUGGCUAGGCUAGGCUAGAAGAGAGAAACAAGAACCACCUUCAAGAUCAGCCUACGUUAAUGCAUACGUACGUCGUACCCGAUAUCAAAGCAACGAUCAAAAUACGCUUGUAAAAUGCAUAUUAUUAUUGAUACUAUAUUUUGUUACAGUUCUUUGCAGGCAGUAUAGUAUAUAUUAUAAUAUUAUUUCUAUUGACUAGAAGCGAUAGCGAUUGCGCAUAUUGUUAUUUUCUUCUUUUAUAGAUAUAUAUAUAUAUAGAUAUAUAUAGAGUGCGUAACGCACAGCCAGGAAAUGGUCCCACGGGAGUCGAAUUUAUUGCGCAGCAUUGGCCCAUGACAUUAACGAUUAGACCCGCCGUUCGGGUGAUUUCUGCCUCUUCCUCGGUGACCCGAGUCCCCCGGGAGAGUCUCUUCAUGCGGACUUGGCCGCGGGUCGCGCCUCGAGAAAACCGCGAUUGCGAUUCCGCUGCUGCCCCGGAAUUUUCCUUUCCUCCUCGUCGUUGCCUCAGCCACGACCCGUGCUCUGACUCACUGCAACGUUUCGUACCGGAGGCGCACGCCUCGGCAUGCGCUCUCGCAUCUGCGAAGGUGCGUCCUCGAGUGUCCUCUUCUUGCCGAAUGGAACCACGUAACUGGCCGAUUUAUGCGUUUCUGUAUUAUAAGUUGAAUAGCGAGAUCGACUGGUCGCGGAUGGACCUCGAAAUUUAAGAUAUGAUAUCUGGAAACCGCGUUUAAGAACCGAAUCGCCGGUGCGCCAUCUGGUUUCGGAGCCUGGAAAUAUUCAGACAUUAUCACUGCCCUGGGUUAAUAUACUAUUGUUGCAAUAUUGCAUAUUUCAACAAUUAAUUGAAACGAUCAAGUUUCAUCCUGUUAAUUGACUUCUCUAAUUUCGAUUCGUAUUCCAUUGAGCACUCCAAAUUGUUUAUUGCGGGUUAAUUCUCUGGACUGGAUCUGACACUACGUAACGGAAUCCUGACACCGUUUAGUCGUUAAUUCUUGCUGUCGACAAUGAAAUCUAGUUUACUAAAUAUAACGGGCAUUAUAUGUUAUCGUCCUCUAAAUCAUUUCUCUUCGGAUAUGAUGUUUCGGUCUGCAGACAAUGCACCUUAAAAUGAUUGUGUACCGUGGAAGUAGCGAUAUCGAUAUUGUCAAUGGAACUGUUGCCAACUAGUAAUUUUAUCCUGUUAAUUUUGUAAGACAAUUUUGUACGGCAGACAUUGCAAAGAUUGUGAACAGAGUGUCGUCAUGCCCUUGUUGUAUCGAAAACGUAACAUUGUCAUUGUAAGAAAUAUACAUUACAUUCGACGAUACAACAUCGUUCUUAAGAUCUAGAUUACACGCACGGUAGACAUUUUGCAAUAUUCACAUUUUUUUUCUCUUUUUUUUUUCUAUAAGUUGACGCGGUAAAAUAUUCUGCCAUUAAUACAACAGAAUCGUUGCAGACUUAUCGAGCAGUCAUUAAUCAAUUUUCUUUAUUUUUUUUUUUCUUUCAAGUAGCAAAAGAAUCACUGACAGACUCGGCGCCUUAUCGAAACGUGCUCGCGACCAAACCGGACAUAAGGACUUAGUAUAAAAAUUGCAUAACAUUUUGCAAGCCAGAUUUAUCGGUUAAUGUAAAGACCCAUCGGCUCAGGUUGCGUGCAGUUCCAUUCGCGGGAAAAGGAAAAAAAAAUAAGAAGAAAAAUAACCGUUCGAAAGUCCCAUGUGUGGGUAGUGCACUGCCCAGUUAGUCAAGGCAACAUAAACGGCAAUCCAAUCUUUGCUCAAAUCCGCGGCGGAGUCCUCCAUAGAAAGCCCUGAUAAGGUAUCGCGAUCGGCAGCUGAGUUUUCUCCCGACGACCCCGGCCAAGGUUUUUAGCACCUGACUUCGCACGGUUAUUCCACACGAUCGGUCGUUCAUUAGUGCGAUCCGUAGGUUUAGAGAGCGUAGAAAUACCCCUUUUCCUUUUCCGUAGGUCGACCUAGAGCGCGUACCUCGUCCGAUAGGUACUAAUCGUGGAAAGGGGAGUAGCCGUGAAACGAACGAUUGUCGCGACGUCUUGCCAUCGUGAGAUUGUGCCAGAGGUGAUAUUAUAUUAUUACGAUGUUUAUUGCAACAAUAAAUAUUAUAUUAGUACGUUUUAUAAAUUACCAUAAUAAUUAUUAAUUCUCUAAGGUUAUUAGUAAUUUUAACGUUAUCACUUGUUAUCGGUCAGAUCGUUAAGUUGUAACUCGCAGGCCUACCCGAUCCUACGUGCGUGUACUCGUACUUCUCCGUUCUGGGAUUCUUUUCUGUGCCAAUUGCAGCUAAGACCUGUACUCCGUUAAUUGUCCUGACAUCCAUGGAUAUUAAUCGGCGAGUAGAGUAGCUUUUGUUGUAGUCAACGUUUAUUUUAUGGUCUUAAGGAAGAGAUAACCAUGCUCGACUCCUCUUUCGAGACACGCACGUAAACCAAGUUUGGUAGCAAUUAUUUGUUAUCGUCAAAUUUCAAUUAAGGAUGGGUGAUUAGACAGUGUCGGUCGGUUAAUCAAGUAGAUCAUUGUGAGAUAUCUUUUGUAAUUUUCCAUCUGGAAAUUCGAGAGAGAAACCAACGAUGAUCGCCUUUAUCGAAAAUCUCUGCUAUCCGGUGGUAUCAUUCAACGCGAUCAGUUGAAGAUUAGUAACAUAAACCGGUGUCAAUUAUUUCAAAAUGUGUAUAAUUUAAAAAAAAAAAAGGGAAAAGAAAGUAUGCAGGGAUUCUUGGAAAAUUCUCCCAAAUCCUUCCACUCAACAAUCGCUCCGCGCAAUUUUCAAAGGCUAUAUCGUUGCCUACUGUUUCCACGGAUAUCUGUACUUUUCCUGUACUUCAUUGUACACUUUUAAGACAUCUGAUCUCCGAAACUCCAUGACAACUCUCAGGAUCGCUUUCGCAACUUUAAGCUAAGCAAUGUGUCAAUGCGCAAAAUUUCUAUAACAAAGCAGUGACGUUGAAAUGUACUCAAUUACACAAGAUUAAUAUUCGUCAGAUUUUAAUGGUACUGUAGUUGCUCUUAAACCAUUUAUUAAUUUUGCCGUAAAAAUUUACACGAAGGGAAAACGUUCGCCUCGACAUUUUCAGUAAACGAUUCGUAAUGCAUUAUAUUAAUUAGAUACAGUAAUUUGUAUAGUGAAGUAUCGACGAGAUGACAAUUCUCAAUCGUUCGUUGUACGCGUGUAUUUCAAACCAGGCAUUUUGCUUAGGCGAUGUUUUCCACUUUUCAUUCAUUAAUAUUUUAGCAAUUUCCUUAAAUUGCUGCAAGUCAUACGCAUGUCGAGGAUUAAAAUGCACAUCGGCAAUUACGAAGGUGUCGACUGACUUUAAUAGUGAUUUAAGCCAUUAGGUAAAGCUGAGGACAGAGAAACGAAACGAAGAAAAUAUAAAGUAGGCGUAAGGGGAAAUGAGAUCGUGAAAAAGCGAGAGGGAGAGCGAAAGGUUUAUCAUAACAAGAUAUUAUUGUUGAUUGGUUUGUUUCUAUACAAAUAAGUACCUGAAAUAAUUGCUUUAUCAUAAGUAAGCAAGGAUAGGUAGGCACGAUGUUAAUAGGCGUUAAGUCACAUGUAUUAUACAAAAAAAUGUUUUUCAUAAUAAUACCAUGUAUACCCAUA